CGCAACGUGGACGACUAUCCGCCUUUCUUGAGUUCUUCCUCACACUGCUCGUUUCACACUUCUCUUGCGAAAUUUGCAAUCUGAGCACAUAAAUUUGGGAAGAAUCUGAAAUUAAGAGACUGAUAGAGGCAUUCGAAGAAGGUCAAUGGCUUCUUGCAGUUGUUAUUCUGUGAACUUUACAGCCCCAUCUUUCAAUCCGAACAAGCCCUUAACUUCCCCUCCCAAUCAACUUCUCCCCAUUUCAAGAUUUUCGUCGUUUCAAUCGAAGCUCCCCCUGUUCUCUCUCCAUUUAAAUCAAAAUCUAUCACAAACCAAUUUCAGGAAAUCAAGAGUUGCUCCUACUUUUCUGCUUGUUGCGUCAGGGGAAAAGGCGGAGCCCUUGAGGGUGAUGAUAUCAGGUGCUCCGGCUUCCGGUAAAGGAACUCAAUGUGAGCUUAUUACUAAGAAGUAUGAUUUGGUGCACAUAGCAGCUGGAGAUCUUCUCAGGGCUGAAGUUGCUGCUGGCACAGAAAAUGGAAAGCGUGCAAAGGAAUUCAUGGAGAGAGGGCAACUCGUCCCAGAUGAAAUAGUUGUCAUGAUGGUCAAGGAGCGUUUAUCAGAGCAAGAUUCUCAGGAGAAGGGUUGGCUUCUGGACGGGUAUCCAAGGAGUGUAUCCCAAGCAACUGCUCUCAAGAAAUUUGGGUUUGAUCCAGAUAUCUUCAUUCUUCUUGAAGUCCCUGAAGAGAUCCUUGUUGAGAGAGUUGUUGGCCGCAGACUAGAUCCUGUUACGGGCAAAAUAUACCAUCUUAAGUAUUCUCCUCCAGAAACUGAAGAAAUUGCUGCAAGACUUACUCAGCGUUUUGACGACACUGAAGAAAAGGUUAAGCUGCGUCUGCUCACUCAUAACAGUAAUGUGGAGGCCGUGCUUUCAAUGUAUGAAGAUGUAAUAGUUAAAGUAGAUGGAACUCUCCCAAAACAGGAGGUAUUUUCAAAAAUUGACAAUAUAUUGACAGAAUUACUUGAAAGAAAGGAGGCUGCCUUGGGCUCACUGGCUGCAUAGAACAAGCUCAAUUUGGAAAAGUCACAGAAUGGCAGAAAAUGAGAGGUAUUACUGCAAACAGGGAGGUAAACGUAUAUAACAUUGAUGUCAAAAUCAUGGUGAAUGGAUCAAAGUUUCAUGUUUCUAUGUUGGGAUGAUGAGAGAACAAAUAAUGGCUUCCUUUUGUAUGCCAAUGUGCCAAUUGAUACCAACCACCGGCAAGUUUAUGUAUAGGUGCAGAAGCUCUCUGAUGUAGUGCAUUGCUAUUUUUCCCGUCUUACAUUUUGUCCCUUGUAAAAAUAUUUAUUGUCCGUCGAAGGCACGGGUAUUGGUGAGAAGUUGCAUUUUUAAUGAAAAACAUGCUUAAAGA
Sesamum indicum (sesame) is the source of this 1388-nucleotide messenger RNA. RefSeq names its product adenosine monophosphate kinase (gene AMK2). Gene Ontology annotation, molecular function: ATP binding; AMP kinase activity. Lineage: Eukaryota; Viridiplantae; Streptophyta; Magnoliopsida; Lamiales; Pedaliaceae. The record is from RefSeq and is a predicted model, not a curated record. Gene Ontology annotation, biological process: nucleobase-containing compound metabolic process.